CUUCCUCUUCUUUCUCUUGCCCUUAUAGUGCUGGAGCGGAAGAUGUCGGCGAGGCAGAGUAGGGAGGAGUUGGUCAGGAGGGGCGUGUUGAAGGAGGUUCCUGAUCCGGCUGGGAGCUCAGAAGUGACCAUUACGAAUGGACACAGCGUGCACACCAUUCCCAUCACGAACCAGCCAACGGAGGGGGGCUCGACGGACACUAGCCUGUCACAGAAAAUGGGAACAUCUGAGCAGUGCCCCCCGGGUAAAGCCGGGUCCCUCCAGGGAGAGACGCAAGCUUCGCCACUCAGUGGACAUCCUGACUGUACCCCAGUCAGUGCUGCUAAAGACAAUGACCUUGACAAGACGAACCCCCUUCCAGUGCUCUCAAAACCCACCAAAAGGAACACCAACGUGGAACAUACGCCUUCCCCGUCAGAGAACCUCUCCUGCUCCACGUCGGCACCCUUGUCCCUGCCCUCACUGCAGCCUGUGCUCAACACUAAAUUUCUCCCGAGCUCCUCCGACAUCCCCGGCACAGGGGACGCUUACACCAAGACUCCGAGACAACUCGAACCCUCAUGCCAACCUUCUCCUGUGCUCCCGAGGCAAAGUGGACCGCUAGCUGACAGCCCUCCACCCUCGGACCUCCUCGACGGCAGUGCCGAGACUGAAAGGCCUGGUCAGGACGAGAGGCGAUCUGACCCCGAGAAGGGGGCAGACACCACAUCUACGGGCAGCACCCUCUGCCCUCGGUACAAUGUGGCCGAUGGGAAAACAGAAGCAUCUGCUGGCCAGAUGGGACUCGAAGAAGAUCUAAAGAGCAGCAGGGCAGAGAAAUCGGGAUGCUGUGACGCAGCAGGGGAGGAAACAGAGGGUGUGAAGGAGAGAGGCCGAGUCCACUUGUCACCCGAGGCGCCGGUGGUCGUGAUUCCUAGCCAGAACGUUCCCGAGCCGUUGGCAAGCGACUCCGAUUCCGACCCAAUGCAGUAUUGGAAUGACUCGGAUGAGGAGGACGAUGAGGAAUCGUUAAACAGUGCGCUAGCCAUCAAGAUCCGGCGGAGGGACACACUCGCCAGCAAACUGCGCCAGCGGCCCAGCAAACAGGAGCUGGAGGAGAAGAACAUUCUGCCCCGCACAUCCAGUGAGGAGUGGACCGAGCUGCGGCAGCAGAUCGGGAACAAGCUUAUCAGGCGUCUGAGCCAGCGACCCUCGCUGGAGGAGUUGGAACAGAGGAACAUCUUGAGAUACCGGAAUGAGGAGGAGGAACAGGAGGAGAGGCUGGAGAUCCGGAGGAGAUUGACACGCAAGCUCAGUCUUCGCCCUACCGUUGCCGAGCUGCAGGCUCGCCGCAUCCUGCGCUUUAACGAGUACGUGGAGGUGACGGAGGCCCAGGAUUACGACCGGCGGGCAGACAAACCCUGGACCCGUCUCACACCUGCUGACAAGGCUGCAAUACGGAAAGAAUUAAAUGAGUUCAAAAGCAGAGAGAUGGAGGUUCAUGAAGAGAGCCGACACUUAACGAGGUUCCACCGGCCAUAAAGCAGCCAGCCGUGAGCUCUGCAAGAGACCCGACCUGAGCGAGUAUCGACAACGGUGCGUUGGUUGAAUCACGGCGAAGGCUACUCGUGACUUGACGUGUGUUCUGUGCACCCUCCCGUGUCAGCGGCUGGUGCUCAACAGCGAGCUGGCCAUGCGCGCUACAACAAAACAAACACACUCACAAAAAAAACGAGAAGUUUUAAUAUCUAAGUAUUUUUUAAAAGAUUCUUUCUCAGUGGAAGCAGGCUAGCUUCUUUUGUUGUGGCUGUCGUGAGAAAGUGGAGAUGUUACUCUAACGGAAGUGAUCCUUGAGAAUGAGGGACCCUUGUGUAACGGCGGAUUCAGAGGUGGAGCUUUACCUAUCAGUGACGGUGGACAGGUUGUCCAGAGUCAGACGUUGUGCGUAUGUGUUGUGUUCUGCCGUGUGGAAAUUAAUAGCUGGUAUUUUGGGAGGGGUGGGGGAGCAUUUCUCCUGCUGUUUAUUAACCGGCUUCAAUUUACGCCCCCUCCUGAAGAACCAAUAGCAGGUGGGAAGGGGGAAUUAUUUUUCAAUGUAACUACAUCAAGUGACUGCUGCCAUCAUUUUAGCGCAGAGAGUGAUGUGAGCUGUGUCCCAGAACAGUAAACCACUCCAGUUGUCCGUGCUGAAUGAGUCUUUAGUAUGAGCUUACCUCCCUCUCUGUAUCUCUUUUUAACCCCUUGCCCCCUUACUCCUCGAACUGUGUUGGUCAUUGACGCAAAAUAACCCUAAGUCAGCCAUGAUGGAAUGGCGGAGCAGAUUCAAUGGGCCGAAAAGUUUCAUUCUGCUCCUGUGUCUUAUGGUCUAAAAUGCCAGCCACAUUAUACUCGUGCAACAUUGGUGUGCAUCAUAAUGCAUCAGAUAUUCUGCUUUCAUUAUCGCCCAGCAGGUUGUUCCAGGAACCCGCGAUACUUUUUUAAAAAUCAAUACGUGCAUUGUGUUUCCAAUGGUGGAAGAGUCUUGGACCAGAGGGCAUCAUCUCAGAAUAGAAUGGAGAUGAGGAGGAAAUUCUUUAGCCAGAGGGUGGUGAAUCUGUGGAAUUUGUUGCCACAGGCACUGUGGAGGCCAAGUCAUUGUGUCUGCUUAAAGUAGAAGUUCGUAGGUUCUUGAUCAGUCAGUGUCAAAGGUUAUGGGGAAGAAGGCAGGAAAAUGGGGUUGAGAGUGAUAGUAUAUCAGCCAUGGUGGAAAGGCAGAACAGACUCAAUGGGCCAAAUGGCCUCAUUCUGCUCCAUGUUUUAUGGUGCUUGUUGCUGCUAAUUUGUUCCAUUGGUUCCAUCUGUGGGAGUUUCAAAUUCAGCUCCCGAUGACCUGAGGCACAGAUGUAAAAUUUUACAAUCUCUCCGCAAUAUGUUCAGUUUAGAGCAGGAGAUAUACGCUGAGCUGGGGUAGUUGGAUGCAUGGAUUUACCAGAGGGAGGGCAGCUUUCUGCAUCCAGGAGGGGGUAGGUGGGGAUCGGUAAGGGGCUCUACAGGUGGGGUCUGUGCCAGUCAGUAAGUGGGUGUUUGGAGAGUCACUUGAGACAGGAAAUGGGCAACUUCGAUUUGCUGUUCUGCAAUAGAGAGAUAUUUUCUUUAGCCAAGCACCCUCCCUCCCACUGGCACUCUCCUAUAAUCAGAGGGUGGGAUUCAAGGGUUCAUGAUCCUUCACCCACCACUCCCCAAUGCUUAGCUCCCACUAAGCCCUGGGGACCACAUACAGAGCAAGGGCCACCCAGCCUCCUGUUAAAUUCACCUCUUUGAGAGUUCAGCCUUGUAAUGGAACAGAACUGUUGCCCUCCCGAGGGGUCCUGCAAUGCCCUUGGGACCAAACAGGCAUGUUAGAAUAGAUUAGCGAGAUUGGCUUUACGUUGUCACAUGUUCAUCGAAACAAGCUGUGAAAUGGAUCGUUUUGCAUCAAUGACCAGCACCGCCUGCAGAUUGUGGUGAGGUCAGCCCUCAACAUGGCAUGCUCACGACUCACUAACCCUGAGCCAGACCUGAGGAGACCCGUGCAGUCACGGUGAGAAUCUACAAGCUCCUUACAAACAGCGGCAGGAAUUGAACCCGGGUCGCUGGCACUGUGCCACUUGUCCUGGUCACAGAAGGCAGAGGUGGUGAGGGAAGAUUUUUUUUUGCAAUGAGAAUCAGCUGGAUCACUCUUUUCCAAUGCUCAUUGAGGGCAAGCCAAGGGGAUUGCAACAGACGGAUGUGGGCUGUCCAAUAAUCAAAAUAUCAAUGGUGCAUUCCCUAGGGAGUGAUUGGACAGGAGAUAGAGAGUUGGGACAUCACGAUUUGCACACUGCUGUUACAGCUUGGGGUAUUCUGGAGUUUGGAGUUCAUUUCUGACGCCAUCUGCUGUGGAGUUUGUACGUUCACACCGUGGACGUGUGGAUUUCCUCUGGGUCCUCCAAUUCCUCCCAUGAUGCAAAGCCACACUGGUUAGUAGGUUAACCGGUCAUUUUAAAUUGUCCUGUGAUUAAAUUGGCGGGUUGCAGGCUGGUGCGGUUCAUUGGGCUGGAAGAGCCUGUUCCACACUGCAUCUCUAAAUAAAAAAUAGAGUGUGCGAAGAGAGGGAAUGCUUUUUAGGGGGGAAUUUCCCAGGAGAAGGUUUUACUUAAACAGUUCUAACAUGCCGCGAGAGUUCAUCUGAAUGUUAGGUCUGAAGCUUGUUCAUGUGGACAGAGAGUGGAGCAAAGAGCUGAAGAUUUUUAUAUACACACCAACUUAUUGUGAAUUUUAAACCCUCCUUUUUAACUGUGACCGAUUCAGAAAGAAGCAGACAGAGUACUGUAUAAACCUGCACCCUGCCACAUGUUGGCAUAUGAUGAUGACAUUCCAAUGUAUUUCCAGAUGCUGAGACAGGAUGUGUAACUAUUGUGUUGCCAGAUGUUUGAAUACAGUUAUGUAUAAUCCAGAUGUUGGCAUGUGAUGGUAUGUCAUCCAGUGUAUUUCCAGACAAGAUGUGUAAUUUGUGGUUGGCAGAUGUUUGUGUGACCCAGAUGAUGGCAAAGAUGUGUGACCAACUGUGUUGCCCAGAUGUUGGCCCGCAGUGCGAGCCAGCGGACUGCUGUGUGCUCACAGCUGCCUCUAUGACCGUGGCCUUCUGCCCCAUUUGCCCACCCUCUGUACAGCCCCCUGACCUUACUCUGUGAACUUCCUUUCCUAUACCACCCACAGAACAGGGUGGAGGAGUGGUUGGGGGUUGGGCUUCCUCCCUGUUUUAUUCAUUGUCCUCCUCCCCUGUCUGGGAGGGGGCUGGGGCCCACAGGAGAGUGGAGGGCAGGGUCAAAGUUCCCUGGCACCCAACACGCCCGAUGGAACAGAGUCCCCUCCCCUUUGGGGGACAGGAUGCAAAAGGCAUAAAGCAUUAACUGGAGAGAGAGAGAGAGAGAGAGAGGACAAGCUUGAGUUAAUCAAUAUGUUUUCCUGACGUGUCUUGUGGGAAUGAUCCUCAUCAUCGCAGUACAGAAGAGUGGCCACCUUAUUAGAUACACCUAUACACCUCGUUAAUUGAAAGACCUGAUCAGCAAAUCAUUUGGCAGCAACAGUGCCUAAAAGCAUGAAGACAUGGUCAAGAUGUUCAGAAUGAGGAAGAAAUGUGAUCUAAGUGACUUUGACCAUGGAAUGACUGUUGGUGGCAGAUGGGGUUUGAGUAUCUCAGAAACUUCCGGGAUUUUCAUGCACAACAUUCCCCAGAGUUCACAGAGAAUGGUGCGAGAAACAAAAAAAGACAUCCAGUGAUCAGCAGUUCUGUUAGUGAGAAUACCUUGUUAAUGAGAGAGGUCAGAGGAGAAUGGCCAGACUGGUUCAAGCUGACAGGAAGGUGACAGUAAAUCAAAUAACCACACAUUACAAAGUGGUGUACAGAAGAGCUUCUCUGAAAGCACAACUUGAACCUUAAAGUGGAUGUGCUAUAGCAGCAAAAGACCAGGAACAUACAUACGGUGGCCGCUUUAUUGGGUAUAAAUGGUACCUGUGUACUUGUGAAGCUGACAGCCCAGUUCUGAUGAAGAUACAGACUCUAUUCAAUGUCUGACCACAAGCAAAACUCUCUCUCUCUCUCUCUCUCUCACACACACACACAUGCUCUGUUACCUGCAUGAUCCCUUGAUCAUGAAAGUGGGGCAGUUCUGAAGACCGAUAUUUCUGUCAGCUAAAUCCCCUGUGUAGGCAGUAACCAAGCUGGCAUCUGAGAAAUAUCUACCUGUUCUGUAAAACUCUUGUCUCGUGGACGGGAGAGUAUCUACAUAAGGACAACAGCUAAGAAUGUAAAUUAGAUUUAUAUGUGUACUGGUGUAAAUAACUGGAAAAUUGUAUGCUGUCUGGAAUCCGAAUAUAAUUUUACUGCUUAUCCAAGGUUUUCUCUGUAAAGUGUUCCAAUAGUAUUUAUUUUCAAAACAAAACGAUCAAGAAAUUUCUGUUUUCGAUGCCAACGUGUUCCCCUUCUGGUCGUACACCAGACCUGGUUACUUGUGUGUUUUUAACUGUUCCUAAAUUGUAUUCUACCUUGUCGGAAGGUAUUUAAUGUGAUAAUAUUAUGUUGUAGGCUAAUUUGUUCUACACGGUGAGCACAUUCUUGAAGUGCCUUAAAUUACCGCUUGUCUGAUUUAAUGUUUCCUGUCAACUUUUGUUAAUAAAAUAUUAUCAGGUGCUGACUUGCA
This is a messenger RNA of Hypanus sabinus (Atlantic stingray), 6179 nucleotides long. Its product is annotated as phosphatase and actin regulator 2-like. The coding region runs from base 43 to 1521 and encodes 492 amino acids. The record is from RefSeq and is a predicted model, not a curated record. The transcript has 11 exons. Gene Ontology annotation, biological process: actin cytoskeleton organization. Gene Ontology annotation, molecular function: actin binding. Lineage: Eukaryota; Metazoa; Chordata; Chondrichthyes; Myliobatiformes; Dasyatidae.